Medicago truncatula (barrel medic) is the source of this 574-nucleotide messenger RNA. RefSeq lists its product as uncharacterized. The transcript has a single exon. The record is from RefSeq and is a predicted model, not a curated record. Bases 147 to 416 code for a protein of 89 amino acids. Lineage: Eukaryota; Viridiplantae; Streptophyta; Magnoliopsida; Fabales; Fabaceae.
UUGACACUGCCCCUAGUUAUUUUUCCAGUUUUUGUUACUUCCCCAACAAACAAGCACCUGAAUUACUUCUUAACUCCCACUUCUAAAUCAUACCCCCAUAUAUAUUGAAAAAAUAUCAACACUAGUCCAUUCAACAAAGGUACAACAUGAGUGCAGCAGUAAGAGCUUGGAUGAUAGCAUUAAGCACAGGAGGAGUGGAGGCCUUAAAAGACCAACUUGGUGUAUGCAGGUGGAACCAUUCUUUUAGAUCCUUUCAUCAGCAUGCUAAGAGCAAUAUCAGAUCAUACACUAAGGCCAAGAAAUUGUCAUCUGCUUCUUCUGCUGCUGUUUCCAACAAGGUGAAGAGAAGCAAGGAAGAAUCUAUGAGGAAAGUCAUUGACUUGAAUUGUCGGGGUCCUAGUACUUCAAGGUUUUAAUAUUGUGCACUUUUAAAUAAUGAUAUUUCAAUGAAUAAUGUUAUUGUAAUGUGAUGUAAUAAUCCGUUACUCAAACAUUAUGCUUUUGCAUCUAAUUUAUCCAAAAUUUUUUGUUCAUGAAAUGAUUAUGUGAUCAAGAAAAAUGAGAUUUGAUUUGA